Polyodon spathula (Mississippi paddlefish) is the source of this 1677-nucleotide messenger RNA. RefSeq names its product cAMP-dependent protein kinase catalytic subunit PRKX-like. Gene Ontology annotation, molecular function: ATP binding; protein serine/threonine kinase activity. Lineage: Eukaryota; Metazoa; Chordata; Actinopteri; Acipenseriformes; Polyodontidae. The transcript has 8 exons. Gene Ontology annotation, biological process: protein phosphorylation. Bases 574 to 1674 code for a protein of 366 amino acids. The record is from RefSeq and is a predicted model, not a curated record.
CUGUCGGUCAGAAAUGAACUCUGUCUGCGUCUUCUAUGUCUGGGUGUAAAGCAGUUUGAAAUUUUAACUGAAGUGAAGGGCAGUCAGGGUUGCAUUACGGGAACGGGAGAAGAAAGUAUACUAUUUAAAAAACAAAAUAAAAACAAACAAACAAACAAAAAAAAAACCGUGACGGGACACAUCAAUACUGCAAAAACACGCCUGGAAAAUGCUCAACGCAUAGAUCAAAUGAGGAAGUUUCGGUGGCUUGUUUAGGACACGGGAAGAAACAAUCAACUACUGCUGGUACCAGUUUCACUGUCGUAUUUUAGUUACAUUGUAAAUUCUGAAAAAAGUCAGGUGAAAUAAAUGUGCAUUUUGCAGUUUUGCAGGUGUACACUGCAAAAGAAUAAGAGGGAUGGCGCUAACCGAAACAAAGGAGCUAUGAAAAAACUGAACAACAUUGAGUGAAUGAAUGAAUAUGAUAUUGAAAGGCGAUUGGUACAUAAGAAAAUAAACUUUUCACGAAAAAAAGACCAAAUACAUGGCAAUUUAAGAGAAGCUGCGCAUUAAAUUUUUCGACCCAAACGAACGAUGGCAUCAGCACAGGCUAAGACAUGUUUUGUUGUGAAUAGUGCUGGUCGUAGCCUUAGCUGUGAAGGUGGCAUGGUGAAAGAGGAUGCCAACAAUGCAGCUGCACAAACCGCAACAGCGUUAACAGCAGCACUAACACUGGAGCAGAGAAGUUACAAACUGGACGACUUUGAUACUGUGUCUACUGUUGGGACUGGAACCUUCGGGCGUGUCUUUCUGGUAAAGGAAAAGAAAACAAGAGGAUAUUUUGCAUUGAAAGCAAUGAAAAUACCUGAUGUGAUUCGACUAAAGCAGGAACAGCAUGUACAGAAUGAAAAAGCAGUAUUAUCGGAGGUUAACCACCCAUUUCUAAUCAGAUUGUUUUGGACCCAUCACGACGAGUGUUUUUUAUAUAUGUUAAUGGACUAUGUGCCCGGUGGCGAACUUUUCAGUUACUUACGCAACAUGGGCCGCUUCAACAACAGCACAGGACUGUUUUAUUCUGCAGAGAUCGUAUGUGCAAUAGAAUACCUACACUCCAAGGAAAUCGUUUACAGAGACUUAAAACCGGAGAAUAUAUUACUGGACAGAGACGGCCAUAUCAGGCUUACAGACUUUGGAUUUGCUAAAAAGUUGGUAGACAGGACAUGGACUCUCUGUGGGACACCCGAAUACCUUGCACCAGAAGUGAUCCAGAGUAAAGGUCACGGCAGAGCGGUGGACUGGUGGGCUUUGGGAGUACUCAUCUUUGAGAUGCUCUCUGGAUAUCCUCCAUUUUUUGAUGACAAUCCAUUUGGUAUUUAUCAGAAGAUUCUGGCUGGCAAAAUAGAUUUUCCAAGACAUUUGGAUUUCAAUGUAAAAGACCUCAUUAAGAAAUUCCUUGUUGUUGAGAGGACAAGGCGGCUAGGAAACAUGAAGAAUGGAGCAGAUGAUGUGAAGAAACACAGAUGGUUCAAGCAUAUAGACUGGGAUGCAGUGCCCCAGAGAAAACUUAAGCCGCCAGUUGUGCCCAAAGUAUCUCACGAAGGGGAUACGUCAAACUUUGAAGCUUAUCCAGAAGAUGACUGGAAAAAGGACCCCCCAUUACCUCAUAAGGAUUUGGAAAUGUUCAAGAAUUUCUGAUGA